This is a messenger RNA of Cladocopium goreaui, 216 nucleotides long. The record is from the annotation of a GenBank genome assembly. NCBI's taxonomy places the organism in Eukaryota, Dinophyceae, Suessiales, Symbiodiniaceae.
AUGCGUUCAACGCUGGACAGCAAGCAAACGCUGCAAUACUCUGCACUGAUUUCGCAGCUUGCAGCAAAGGCACGAAGCGUUGUCCGAGAACUUGAUCCGCAGAACGACCUGACAUUUUUGAGGAUUCGUUCCAAGAAGCAUGAGAUCAUGGUAGCGCCCGAUCGGGAUUACAUCCUCAUCGUGAUCCAAGACCCCAAUGCUGACCAGGGAAGUUAG